Messenger RNA from Carya illinoinensis, 603 nucleotides. RefSeq lists its product as uncharacterized. The transcript has a single exon. Bases 1 to 603 code for a protein of 200 amino acids. Gene Ontology annotation, molecular function: RNA-DNA hybrid ribonuclease activity; nucleic acid binding. NCBI's taxonomy places the organism in Eukaryota, Viridiplantae, Streptophyta, Magnoliopsida, Fagales, Juglandaceae. The record is from RefSeq and is a predicted model, not a curated record.
AUGUUUGGAAACAAUCUGCUGACAACAGACCAAGUCAUUCAGCAUGCUCUCACCUUAUAUCAGGAACAUACUGCAGUACAUGAAGCACAACAGAGAAAACAGAAGUAUAGUUGCAAAUGGCAGCCACCUCCUGUAGGUUCAUUGAAGCUUAAUGUGGAUGGAGCAACUUUUAGUGAUCAAUGUCGAUCUGGCAUUGGUGUGGUGUUAAGAGAUGACAAAGGAAAAGUGACUUUUGCUGCUAGUAAACCAGAAGAUGCUAUUGCUGACCCAAUGGAGAUAGAGCUCAUUGCUAUCUUGAGAGGAAUUCAGUUGUGUAUUCCUCUAGGUAUUGUUGAGCUUCAAAUUGAAAGUGAUGCACUUCUUGUUAUUGAAGAACUAAAAAAGGAUGGAAAAUCUUCAACCCUAUGGAGUUCGCUUAUUCAUGAAAUCAAGACCCUUCUAUCCUCUUUUCCAGCUUGGUCUAUUCAAUAUAGAGGCCGUGAGUCUAAUGGUGUAGCACAUAAUCUGGCUAAGUUUGCAUGGCAUCUUGAUGAUAUUGCUCUAUGGUGGGAUGUUAUUCCCGAAUGUAUAUCCCAUGCUAUUUGGGUUGAUUCAUCAUUGUAA